AUACUCUUUACUUGGUUUGUACGUGUAAUAUGUAUCAGAAGAUAAAAACCAUAUAGGCAUAUACUCUUUGAUAUAAACAAAUGUCAUGUCAUGUCAGUAAAAUAUAGGGUUAAAUUUUGCAUAAUUAUGUUUACAUAUAAGAUUAAUAUAAAAUGUUAAAAUAUGUGUUAGUGGUUUUUUGUUCUUUAAGUGUUUUGAAUGCCAAGUUUCAGAAGUAUAGUCAAUUACAAUCAAAUUUAAUAUUACACUACAACGGAGAAAGUAGUACAACAGAUUAUCCUGAAAAAUGUUUUGCAAUAUUAAAUGAUUUUGCCAAUCAUGUGUCGAAUUUUACCUUUUGUUCCAUAUCUAAUGCGAAACCAAUAACCCUUUGUGAGAAAUGUGUUGAGAAAUAUGUUAAAUUCCGUGAUAAAUACCAAGAAUUACUUAAUACUGCGGUAAAUGGCACUUCCUGUCGAUCUAUUUUUAUUUCUCAAGACAGAUUAAAUGCAGUUCAAGAAUUUCAUGACAAUGUUCUCUCUAUAUGGAAUAAAGGAAAAUGCAAUGGCUGCUUUGAUUGGAAUCAUGGAAACCCAUCCCUAAAAAAUGAAACAAUACACUUUCACAAGUUAUCUAAUGACACAAUGAAAUGUAUUGUUACAAAUAUGGAUCCAAACAAUAAUGAAGUUUGCAACAGAUGUAUGCAGUCAUACCUUCAAUUGGAUGAGUUUUAUAAAUCUUUAAGCUCAGACUCAAUAGGUGUUGAUAGUGUUUGCAUGGACAUUGUAGAUUCUAUGAAUGCAACAAGGUAUAUUUGGAGCAAAACCCUCAACUGUUGCAAUUUGAGAAAAACACCAGAGGUAGUAUUUUUAUGUAGUGCAGCAAUUAUAUCACUUUUGCCAUUACUAUAUUAUUUAGCAGUUCGCUUUUGUGGACCAAUCAGAGAUUUACCCAAUGUACUAAAGCAAUCCAGAUUCAAACAAAGUAUAUUAAGGUCUAUAAACAGGAGAAACUAAUAGAUUUUGUGAAUGCUUAAGUUUAUAUAAAUAAAGGACAUAAGUAAAAUAUUGAUUUAUUA
This is a messenger RNA of Melitaea cinxia (Glanville fritillary), 1057 nucleotides long. Its product is annotated as osteopetrosis-associated transmembrane protein 1. Bases 153 to 995 code for a protein of 280 amino acids. The transcript is spliced from 5 exons. NCBI's taxonomy places the organism in Eukaryota, Metazoa, Arthropoda, Insecta, Lepidoptera, Nymphalidae. Gene Ontology annotation, cellular component: cytosol. The record is from RefSeq and is a predicted model, not a curated record.